Molecule: messenger RNA, 483 nt
Organism: Effrenium voratum
Lineage: Eukaryota; Dinophyceae; Suessiales; Symbiodiniaceae
Source: the annotation of a GenBank genome assembly
AUGAAUGUGGCGAUGCUGCAGCGGUUGCUGCGCUGCGGAUCGGCGGAGGUGGUGCUGGUUUUGGGGGGCACCAACGACGUGCUGGGCUUGGGGCACACCGAAGACUGGAAGCAGGCGUCGUUGGCUGCGACCUUGGCCAAUCUCAGGGCGAUGCACGAGCUGGCCGCCGCCCGGGGCGCUCUGGUGGGGGUGCUGGCCCUGCCGGUCUUCCAAAACGCGGUGGGCUGCUGUGCGCUGCGGGAGAUGUUGAAUGCAAAGCUUGCAGCGAUGCAGGCGAGCUACAGCCGCGCGGUCGCAGCGAUGCUGGCCAGAGAGAUUUGGAAGGCUAGAGCCAGGCGUUCGAGUCGAAUGCUGGAGAAGCACCAGUGCCCGGACUCCGGGAGGCACCUCUACGAUGGGCUGCACUUCGGCUCGGAGGGCUACUUCCACUUCGCCCGGCUGCUGGCGGAAGCGCUCCGCGGCUCUGACGCUCUGGCGCUCUGA